AUGGCACCAGCUAAGCAGUUUGAAAACAUUAAGAACAAGGAGAGUACAAGCACUGUAGGGAGACAAGUAGAAGCACACAGCAACAGUGGUAAGGAUUUGGUGGCAGCAGACAAUAAAGAUAAUGAUCAUGUUCAAGUAGCUAACAAGUUUGCAAUAUUACAAGGGAUGGAUGAAGAGGAAGAACCUAUUAAUCAAUUGGCAAUGGUGGCAGAUAAUGUAGCAACAAACAGUUCAACAAUUCAUAACCAAGAAUCUACAAAGCAAAAAACAAAAAAUAUGGUCAAUAAUGAGGGAAAGUUAAAUCCAGCAGCACAAGCUUUUCAUCUUAACUCGUCGGGGAUUAGUUCGACUAAUGGUCUAGUCAAUGGAAAGGAGGCAUCAAAAGCAAAAAACGAAACCGCACAAUGGGUAGAAAGAAGCUUCAAGGAUAAAACAGGAGAAGGAAUAGUGAAGAUCAAUAAACCUUGCAAGGAAAUUCCAUCACAACAUACAUUAGUGAACAAGGUACUUAAUAAAAAGCCAAAUUCUAAAGCAGAAGGGUCAAAAUCGUCUACAUUUAAAGAAAGAGGGCAAAAAUGUGGAGGCAGGCUAUGGGAGGCACAAAUGGAAUACGAUUCAGAGGAGAACGAAGUACCACUAGGAGCACAAGAUGAUGAGGAACCAAAUGAGAAUGAGAAAGAAGAAGAUGAGCAAAGUGUAAAUGGAGAGAUCCAUGCCAAUGACAACAAUACAACUGGUAAUUAUUUAAUAAAGGAAGGAUCAGAAAAUGUUGAGCACAUCAAUAAUUUUCAGACGACAGAAGUCACAAAAGGAAGAGGCCCAGAGGUAAAUGAUCCUGGAGGAACAGAAGAUGAUCAACUUGAGAAAUCACAAGAAGACCCACAAGGACACAACACAACAGAGAAGUUGAAACAACCAAAACAAAAAACAAAAAUACUAAAUUUUACUGUUACAUUAGAGAAAAACAAGUUUCAGCUGUUAAAAAGAGGAGAAGAGAAAGCCUUGGUCCCUAAAAAGAAUGCAUUUGGAGCUACAUCAGGAGGGAAGGAAGACAAUGAAGAAGAAGAAGAACCUGGUAAAUCAGGAUACGACAUGGAUCAAGAAUCAACUACCCAACACCUUAUGAUUGCUGCAAGGAAAGGUGACUUAUCACCUAUGCAAGUGGAAAAGGCAAAAUCAGCAGCAAAAGGUAAGAAGAAGCAACAAAAAGAUAAUUUUGCAGCACCAAAAGCUGGGGUGCACACAAGGAGAACGAUGACUAAAUCCAGCAAUCAGUGA
This is a messenger RNA of Nicotiana tabacum (common tobacco), 1278 nucleotides long. Lineage: Eukaryota; Viridiplantae; Streptophyta; Magnoliopsida; Solanales; Solanaceae. The record is from RefSeq and is a predicted model, not a curated record.